UAACGGUUUCUCCUUUACAGACGACGUUCAGCUUUUAAGGUGUGUUACUCGACAGGUGUUUUCUGCACUUUCAUCUACGAAAAAAGUGAUCAUUUUUUACCAUUUAACAUAGAAAUUUGUUCCUAACACGAUGGAGACUCCAUUCGAAAUCUUCUGUUUUGUUCUCUUCAUCCUUGAGGGGUUCCUUUCGCUUGCAUACGCACACAUAGUUUUUUCCUUCCGUGCAUUACCUUUAAAAGAUAUGGCAAGAUUGCAAUACUUUUUCCUUUUCGCAACGUUAACGGUUGCGACCACUUCACAAGUCGUCGUUAACCCGUUUUGGAUGGGUGACACUUUUAUAAUGGGCCACCAUUUAUAUUGCUACGUAACAUGGAACGCGUCGAGUUACACAAAAAAGAUGAUCCAUUGGAGUUCGCUAAAUUGGACAGAGAGUCGCAUGAAAGUCUUUCCGCUCUUCUUGGGCACGUUGGGCCUUGUUUUUCUCCACGGCCAACACGCUUACCUCCUAGCUAUGCAGAUGCACAUCAAUUUGAUCAUCCUGGGAUUGGUUGCUGUUCAUUGCGCAGUGAUGGCAGUUAUGUAUAACAGGCAACUCGCCUGGGCAGCUCCAAGCAACGUUCCAGAAUGGAUAGCCAAACGAGUUGAAGAUUCUAAAAGUAGUUUAUCAUUAACUGGAAAUGAUAACAACAGCAGUACAUCAACCACUAGCCGAUCGCGCAAAGCCAUGAAACGUGAUUAGUUUGAUCUCCUAAAUAAAA
Messenger RNA from Daphnia carinata, 758 nucleotides. RefSeq lists its product as uncharacterized. Bases 131 to 739 code for a protein of 202 amino acids. NCBI's taxonomy places the organism in Eukaryota, Metazoa, Arthropoda, Branchiopoda, Diplostraca, Daphniidae. The record is from RefSeq and is a predicted model, not a curated record. The transcript is spliced from 4 exons.